Messenger RNA from Drepanopeziza brunnea f. sp. 'multigermtubi' MB_m1, 2025 nucleotides. RefSeq lists its product as uncharacterized. NCBI's taxonomy places the organism in Eukaryota, Fungi, Ascomycota, Leotiomycetes, Helotiales, Drepanopezizaceae. Gene Ontology annotation, molecular function: ATP-dependent protein folding chaperone; ATP binding. Gene Ontology annotation, biological process: protein folding. Gene Ontology annotation, cellular component: mitochondrion; cytoplasm. The record is from RefSeq and is a predicted model, not a curated record.
AUGUUGUCUUCGAGAUUGUCCAGAGCUCUUCCCAGAGCUACCUCUUCCGCCACACGUUCGAUCCGUGCACCAUUGAGCUCAUCCUUUGUGCGCAGAUAUGCAGAUGAGGCUGAUAAAAAGAUUCGGGGACCAGUCAUUGGUAUUGACUUGGGAACUACCAACUCGGCCGUCGCUAUCAUGGAAGGCACUACAGCCAAGAUUAUCGAGAACUCUGAAGGUGCACGAACAACACCCUCUGUAGUAGCGUUCGCACAAGAUGGUGAGAGAUUAGUAGGUGUCUCAGCGAAGCGUCAAGCUGUCGUCAAUCCGGAGAACACACUCUUCGCUACCAAGCGGUUGAUUGGCCGAAAGUUCACAGAUGUCGAGGUUCAACGCGAUAUCAAGGAGGUCCCGUACAAGAUCGUUCAACACACAAACGGUGAUGCCUGGGUAUCGGCGAGAGGAGAUAAGUAUUCGCCUUCCCAAAUCGGAGGUUUCGUCUUGCAAAAGAUGAAAGAGACCGCCGAGGCGUACCUCACUAAGCCUAUUCAAAACGCCGUUGUCACUGUCCCAGCCUACUUCAACGACUCCCAACGACAAGCUACCAAGGAUGCCGGUCAAAUCGCUGGCCUCAACGUUCUCCGUGUGGUUAACGAGCCAACUGCUGCUGCUCUUGCCUAUGGUCUUGAGAAGGAUGAGGACAAGAUUAUUGCUGUAUACGAUUUGGGUGGAGGCACAUUCGAUAUCUCUGUUCUCGAGAUCCAAAAGGGCGUCUUUGAGGUCAAGUCAACCAAUGGUGAUACCCAUCUGGGAGGAGAAGAUUUCGAUAUUCACUUGGUCCGCCACUUGGUCCAGCAAUUUAAGAAGGACUCUGGCAUCGAUAUCUCUGGCGACCGUAUGGCCAUCCAGCGGAUUCGUGAAGCCGCUGAGAAGGCUAAGAUUGAGCUGUCUUCUUCCAUGCAAACCGACAUCAAUCUUCCCUUCAUUACCGCCGAUUCUUCCGGACCUAAACACAUCAACCAAAAGCUUUCCCGCUCGCAGCUUGAGAAGCUGGUUGAUCCCCUCAUUAGCCGCACCGUUGAGCCAGUCCGCAAGGCUUUGAAGGAUGCCAAUCUCCAAGCCAAGGACAUUCAGGAGGUCAUCUUGGUUGGUGGAAUGACCCGUAUGCCCAAGGUUGCUGAGUCCGUCAAGAGCAUCUUUGGCCGUGACCCUGCCAAGUCUGUUAACCCAGAUGAGGCUGUUGCUAUGGGCGCUGCGAUUCAGGGUGGUGUCCUUGCUGGUAACGUUACCGAUGUCCUUCUCUUGGAUGUAACUCCUCUCUCCCUUGGUAUUGAGACCCUCGGAGGUGUCUUCACUCGUUUGAUUAACCGAAACACCACCAUCCCCACUAAGAAGUCUCAAGUGUUCUCCACUGCCGCCGAUUUCCAGACUGCCGUUGAGAUCAAGGUCUACCAAGGAGAGCGUGAGCUUGUCCGUGACAACAAGAUGCUCGGCAACUUCCAACUAACCGGUAUCCCACCUGCGCACCGUGGUGUUCCCCAAGUUGAGGUCACCUUUGACAUUGAUGCCGACGCGAUUGUCCACGUCCAUGCCAAGGAUAAGUCUACCAACAAGGACCAAUCGAUCACUAUCGCCUCCGGAUCCGGUCUCUCCGACGACGAGAUCCAAAGCAUGGUCAACGACUCAGAAAAGUACGCCGAGUCUGAUAAAGAGCGCAAAAAUGCCAUUGAGGCCGCCAACCGUUCCGAUAGUGUCCUGAACGAUACCGAGAAGGCCUUGAACGAGUUCGCCGAGAAGCUCGACAAGACCGAGGUUGACCAAAUUCGUGAGAAGAUUACUACUCUCCGCGAGUUCGUCAGCAAGUCUCAAUCUGGUGAGGGUAGUGCCACCGCCGCCGAGAUCAAGGAGAAGACCGAUGAGCUUCAAAUGGCCAGCUUGAAUCUCUUCGACAAGAUGCACAAGGCCCGUAACGAGUCCGGAGAGGCCCCCCCGUCUGGCGAGAACCCCACCGAGGGCGAGACCAAGGAUGGCGAGAAGAAGCAAUAG